UGCGACGACGGCAUUCCUAAACAUGAUAACGGGGAUUUUCCUGCUUUCAAUUUUGCAUACAGGUGCUGCAGCAGCGGUUGCAUGCUGUCCAGAUGGAUGGGUGCAGUAUGGAGGCUCCUGCUACAUCAUCAUCACAUCACAGAGAGACUGGACUAAAGCAGCAACGGAUUGUGGCAUCUACGGAGCACACCUGAUACAUAUUGAAACAAAGGCCGAAAACGACUUCAUCAAGAACUAUUUGAAGAAGUUUGCAAAUUCCGGUGCCUCCUUGACAUCGUGGAUAGGCUUGACGGACAUGGUAGGUUCCUGGCAAUGGACCCCACAGGGGAAACCGUUAUCUUUCACAGACUGGACACCGGGGGAGCCUGACCGUCAUGAGGCCAAUUCCAACUGCGGUAUUCUCUGGGCACCAGGAGGCUAUUCGUGGUCGGAUUACGGAUGCAACUUACUUCAAAACUUUAUAUGCGAGAAGGCGAUGCAAUCUCCUCCCCUUGUUGGAUAAACCCGGGUACCAAGCUGAAAUCGGUGAACACAUUAAAAGCCUUUGCUGGUUAUUUCUGUCAUUCACACUGUUCUCUGUUUUAUCCAUGAUAAUUGUUCGGCAUCAAAUGUAUUGACAUGUACCGUAAAUGCUCUAUGUCCACAUGGUUUUAUAUAUUUCUUGGAUUUCAUACCAACUAUGUAA
Haliotis rubra (blacklip abalone) is the source of this 685-nucleotide messenger RNA. Its product is annotated as C-type lectin lectoxin-Thr1-like. The record is from RefSeq and is a predicted model, not a curated record. Bases 23 to 502 code for a protein of 159 amino acids. NCBI's taxonomy places the organism in Eukaryota, Metazoa, Mollusca, Gastropoda, Lepetellida, Haliotidae. The transcript has 5 exons.